GCCAGCAAUAACUGACAGCAGUGUGUGUGUGUGUGUGUUGGGGGGAGGGGGGGGGGGGGGCGGUUGAGGGUCAUAUUUAGCUGUCAUGGCGGUCUCCAUUGCCAAACGCCGAACCCUCCAACUGACCAACGUCUUCGAGAACCGCGAGAGCAACUACAACUUCGGUUACGCGAAGAGAUUGAAUGAUGGGAGAGGAAUUGCUUUCGGUUGCCUUCGGUGGAGGAGUGCUUUCGGGGAUGGGUUGUGUGUGAUUCGCCGCUACGCAGCCGCGAAGCCUGGCGUUCCUCUGGCGCGCUAUAUUCCGGCCUUGGAGGCAAUCAAGCGAGGUCGGGAUCCCAGCUCCACUGCCGGACUAGACGGCUUCGAAGACUGCGUUGCCCAGGCUGCCAGUCGCGAUCCCAUUUUCCGCUCAGUCCAGCUCGACGAAGUUGAUGAGGUCUAUUGGCUCCCCUCUCAGGCUCGGGCUCGCUCCCUCGGCUUGCAAUACGAUUUGACCAAAAGCCUGGUGUUCGACUCCUGGGUGCAGCACGGCGUAGAGGACAAACCCUCUCGCAUUGCCCUCGGUACCAUUACCAUCAUCGAGAUGACCAACAGUUCCAAAGGUGCGGAGGAGGAGGAGGGAGGUAAAGACGACAUUCAGCAGGAGGAGAAAUCGGAAGAAGGAAGGCAUAUGAGGAGGAGGAGGAGAAGGCGGAAGGAAGAGGAGGAGGAGGAGGAGGAGGGCCAGAAGGCGAAGGAAGAGGAGCAGGGGGGAGAAAACGGAGAAGGUGAGGAGGAGGAGAAGGAGGAGGAGGAGGAGGAGGAGGGAGGUAAAGGGAACAUUCCGGAGGAGGAGAAACCGAAGAAGACUAGUGGACAUGGUGAGGAGGAGGAGGAGGAGGAGGAGGAGGAGAGAGGUAAAGUUGACAUUGAGGAGGAGGAGAAGGAGGAGGGAGGUAAAGAUGACAUUCAGGAGGAGGAGGAGGAGGCAGAUGUGGAGAUCGUUCAUGCUUUGUUGAUCAUGUGGUGAGCUCGUCGUUAAGUAGUUGAUUCCAAC
Chara braunii is the source of this 1036-nucleotide messenger RNA. NCBI's taxonomy places the organism in Eukaryota, Viridiplantae, Streptophyta, Charophyceae, Charales, Characeae. The record is from the annotation of a GenBank genome assembly.